Messenger RNA from Closterium sp. Naga37s-1, 2196 nucleotides. The record is from the annotation of a GenBank genome assembly. NCBI's taxonomy places the organism in Eukaryota, Viridiplantae, Streptophyta, Zygnematophyceae, Desmidiales, Closteriaceae.
AUGCGCUUCGACUCUCCUCGCACUCCCCUCGCCUUUCACUCGCAAUCCCCUCACACUCCCCUCUCACUCCUCCCCUCACACUUCCAUCCCGCAACCCAGCACUGGCAGCACGUGUCAGGAGUGGGCUACGCCGAUUUCCGCGCCUUCCUGCGCGCUCAGCGGGACACGUGGCGGCAGGAGCGCGAGGCAAGCAGGGAGGAGGAGAGGCGCGCAGCAUCCGCAGCGCCCCAUGCUGACGUGGCACAUCCAGAAGCUGAUGCAGGGCAGAAGGCUCAAGGGAAGGUCAGCAUGGGGGAGGAGGUUGAUGCGGGGAGGGCUGGUAUCGGGGAGGUUUUGGGGGAGUUGGGAACGGUUCAGGUGGACGGGAUGACAGUGGCUGAUGUCCAUGGGGAAGAAGAAGAAGGGUCGGAAGAACCAGCGCUUGGGAAGUCUGAACCCGCGCCAGUCACUCAACCAGCAACAACCGCGCACGUUGCUGCUGCACCCUCUAAAGCUGCUGCUUCUCCCACGUCUGAUGGGACUGAGGAGCACAGGGAGCACAAGGAAAGCGGAAUAGAGGAGGAGGUGGCGAUACGGGUCAGCGCAGCCAGUGGCGCAGGUGCUGCUGGUGUGUCUUCUGAUGCGCAUACAGACGCGGAGAGAGGGGACGAGGAGGGCGGGAAUGAAGUUGCAGCAGUGGAGGAGCAAGAAGAAGAGGAGGGAGCAGGAGCAAAGAGGCGAGACGGAGGAGCGGGGCUGGCAUCUUCAGCAGCGUCCUCAUCAGCAGCGUCCUCGUCAGCAGCAGCAGCAACAGCAGCAGGUGUUGUAGCAGCAAAUCAAAGGGAGAAUAAGGAGCAGCAGGGCGAGAGCAAGCACAAGGACGGCAAGCAGCCGCCAUCCCCUCCGUCCCUCCCUGCUGGCUUCACCUCCUCCAUCUGCAGCGUUCCCCCAGAAGCUUCUCGGAACGUUCUUCCUCCUCCUCCCCCUCGGCCUGGCCCUGCCAAGGCAGCAGCGGCAGCAGGGGAAGCGGAGGGGAAGAAGGGGGCGAGGAGAGGCAGCGAAGGGGCAGGGAGCGAGGGGGGUGUGGGGAAGGCGCUGGAGAGGAGGAGAUCGGUAGGGGAGGCGGUAGCAGGGAGGGGGAGUGGGGAGGCGGGGCCACCUGUGCGCAUGUGUGCUGUCUUCGAUGACUGCCUUGCAUCAGUGAACAAGGUGCAGUUCGCCCGGCACCAUCCAGACCUGCUGGCCUACGGGGCAGCGGACGGCACACUGCGGCUGUGCUAUGUGCCGUGCAGCCAGGGGGGAAGUAAAGCAGGCGGCGCAGGGGGGAAGAGGGGUGCUGCGAGUGUGGCGCGAGUGAAGCAAGAACUCAAGGGGCACACCAAAGAGGUCACUGACUUUGAUUGGUCCACGGAUGACGACUACCUGUGCUCGUCGUCGGCGGACAAGAGUGUGCGCGUGUGGGACGUGGGGUCGGGGCAGUGCCUGCGCAUCAUCUACACGGUCAUUCCCCAGACCUGCAUCAUCUUCCACCCACAAAACAACAACUUCCUGGUGGUGGCGAACAGCAAGCGGGAACUAACAGUGAUGAACUUCAGCACGGGGCGAGUGGUGAGCCGCGUUGCCAUGGAUAGCAACGUCACCGCCCUCGUUGCCCACCGAACCACCUCCGCCCCCGCAGCAGCAGGUUCUGCCACCAGCAGCAGCAGCGGAGGAGGAGGAGCAGCAGGCAAGGCUGUAGCAUCAGCAGGAGCAGCAGGAGCAGGAAGCAGUGGGUUUGGAGGGGGAGCAGGGGAGGCGGACAGCGUGGUGUUUGUGGGCGACAGCGACGGCGCCAUCCACAGCUUCACGGUCGACAAGCAGUCGGGCGCUCUGCUCCGCCGCCACAAGACCGUUGCUGGCGUUGUCCAUCCCGCACCUGUGGCCUCGCUGCAUUUCCGCCCCACCUCUGUGCUGGCCAAUGGGCCCGUGCUGCUGGCCUGCAGCAAGGAUGGCUGCGUGCGCUUCUACACCACCGCUCUGGAGCUCAACAGCUACCUUUACCUCAAGAUCUUGCUGCAGCUCUCUGUUCAACUCUGUUGUCUCUCUGUCCCUGCUCUCCCUUCAUCCGCCCUUAGCCCCCCACCCCUCUCUCCCCACCCACCAGCACCGCUCUGGAGCUUAAUGGCUACCUCUUCCUCAAGAUCUCGCUGCAGCUCUCCUCACGCGCUACCAACAUGA